Messenger RNA from Bactrocera dorsalis (oriental fruit fly), 2074 nucleotides. RefSeq lists its product as uncharacterized. The transcript has 3 exons. Lineage: Eukaryota; Metazoa; Arthropoda; Insecta; Diptera; Tephritidae. The record is from RefSeq and is a predicted model, not a curated record. The coding region runs from base 253 to 1473 and encodes 406 amino acids.
AUUGCAAAAUGUGUCGGAUGUGAUCGGAAAAUAAGAGCUACUGCUGACGUGACCUCCAAUUUUGUGAAGCAUUUAAGGGUCAAACAUAGCGAAUUGUAUGCGGAAUACAAAAGUUUAAAGUCGGGCAGCCCUUUUGGCAAUUCUGCGCAAGCUGCCUUCGAUAGAAAACUUUUGCAUGCUAUUGUUGAUGGGGCACUGCCUGUCUCAAUUUUAGAAAGAAGGUCUUUAAUAGACCUCUUGCAGACCAGUGGCAUGAAGAUAAUGAGCAGGCAAGCAGCUGUAAAAAAAUUGAAGGAGCAUUAUGGUGAAGUGGUACACAAAAUCAAGUCGGAACUGGCCUCCGUAAAACACUUCUGUAUAACCGGGGAUAUUUGGUCUGGAAACCACCGGAGCUUUUUGGGGUAUACUUGCCAUUGGCUCACAGAGAACCUGGAACGCAAGUCGGCUGCUCUUGCUUGCAGGAGAAUAUUCGGCGUGCACUCAUCUGAAAAAAUUGCGCAAGUCAUUGCCGAAAAUUAUGCCGGCUUUGGUCUGAGCCCGUCCAAUGUUAUUAUGACGGUGACAGACAAUGGAUCCAAUUUUGUUAAGGCUUUCAAGGAGUACGGGUGUACGGAAACUGAAACUUCUCAUGAAGAUGAAAGCGAAAACGAUUUGCCAGUUUUCCAAAACGAGCUGCUGCUGCCAAAGCAUCUUCGAUGUUGCAGCCACAUGCUGAAUUUACUUGCUUCCGCCGAUUACGUGAAGAUUUUGAGAAGUGAGCAGGCUUUGUAUAUCCAACAUUCGAUGACAUUCGAAAAAUGCAACGCCUUGUGGAGGAAGUGCAAAUGGCCGAAGUCGUCGGAAAUUAUUGUGGAAUGCUUGGGAUCGACAUUGCUUGUGCCCGUUGUAACUCGGUGGAAUGCACUGUUCGACGCAGUAACGAAGUUACUUUGGGCCAAGGACAAGUUGAAUCCUUUGUGCGAAAGACUCAGCUUGUCACAAUUUUCUCCUAGCGAUUUGCAGUAUUUGGAGAUGUACCAGUUGUUGAUGGGGCCUAUUGCUCGUGCCUUGAACUACCUUCAAGGAGAAAAUAACGUGAAUUACGGCUGCUUAAUUCCGACUCUGAUGACCCUCAGCAAUAGAUUAAGUAAGCUGCAAAACAAGCCAGAAAUGCAUCAAGUUUCCUCUGUGGUUGCUAAGUUGGAGCAGCGUUUAAGAGAUUGGUUUGACGCAUUUUUUACUUUAAAACCGGAGGCCAAUAUAGCACUAGCGGCAACUGCACUAACUCCAGAAAUUAAAAUGAGCUGGAUCAAGGUGUUGCAAAGGAUAAAACCGGAGGUGACAGCAGCGGACAUAGUUACCUGGGGUUUAAGCACAAUUUGCGAUUUCUAUGCAAAAGAUAAUCGUGCUUUCAGUGCACAAAUAUUGAAAAGUAAUGAAUUAUUUGCAAAUAAUAGGCAUUUUGAUUUUGACCUCAACGGUAGGAUUGCUUGAAUAUUCUUAGAUUAUUUUUAUUAAAUUCAUUUAUCUUUAUACAGACACAGAUAACGAAGAAGGAACAAAUGUUACUCCUGAGAUAAAUGCUAGUGAUCGUCGGGCUUUUUUGACCCAUCACUUUUUCUGUUACUUAAAUGACAAUUCAAGAACAGACGACACUUGGGUAAAACAUUGCAGUCUAAAAGAAGCUUUUGUUGCCUUUAAUACUCCCCUGACAUCCUUAGCAUCAGUAGAGAAGCUAUUUUCCUUUGCGGGGAUAGUGAACAGUCCAAGGCGCCAGUCAAUGUCGGACUUAUCAUUUGAGAAAUUGGUGUUAUUGAAAGCAAAUUCUAAAUGGAGUUAAUGUAUAUUUUUCUUGUUAUUUUGUUAUAAAUGAAUUUUGUUAUUUUUUUGGUGUUACAUUUAGUUAUUAUGUCUUGAUUCAAGACUCUUGAAUAUCUUUAUUUGUUGUACAAAAUUGAAUAAAAAAAUUUAUUAAAAAUUAAAAAAAGCAAAAAGACCAAAGUUGUUUGGGGUUUUGGAUUGAAAAGAAUCAAAAAUAAUCAAAAAGAAUCGCUGAAAAGAAUCAAUUAUUUAUUUUGAUUAUUUUCAGUAAUCC